Molecule: messenger RNA, 2531 nt
Organism: Thamnophis elegans (Western terrestrial garter snake)
Lineage: Eukaryota; Metazoa; Chordata; Lepidosauria; Squamata; Natricidae
Gene: SGK2
Product: serum/glucocorticoid regulated kinase 2
Exons: 15
Coding region: 265-1500 (411 amino acids)
Biological process (GO): protein phosphorylation
Molecular function (GO): protein serine/threonine kinase activity; ATP binding
Source: RefSeq, a predicted model, not a curated record
AAAACAAAAACACCAGGAAAGGAGGACACAACCAGAGCACAAUAGUUGGAAGAUGGAAUUAUUUUGCUUUUAGAAAACAAAACACAGAAAACAGCCUUCUGGCAGUAUCUCCAUAAGCAGGAGAGCUGUUAACAUUUGCAAGAGGACCUAAGUUAAAGGAGCUUCAUACUACAACUCUCUUCCUAGUUAACAGGAUAGUGGCCAACAGACAAACUUGUCAAAGAAUUUCUUCAAGUUGUACAUCCACUCUCCCAGAUUGACUCCAUGCACUCACCUGGGGCACAGGCCCUCUUCACAACAUUGGGAAAGACAAAAGAUUUCAUAAAACAAGGUCGAGAGAAGUUGGAACAGACUAUCAAGGCCUCCGGUUCCAGGCUGUGCUCCUAUGCUGAAAGAGUAGCUGUUUUAAUGGACCAUUCCAGAAGCCCAGAGCACAAUAACCAGUCUUCAUCACCAAGUGACAAUAUCAACCUUGGACCCUUUGCUAAUCCCAAUGCCAAGCCAACUGAUUUUGACUUCCUAAAAGUAAUUGGCAAAGGAAGCUUUGGGAAAGUCCUUUUGUCCAAACACAAGUCUGAUGGAAGAUUCUAUGCUAUAAAAGUUUUGCAGAAAAAGUCCAUCCUUAAGAAAAAAGAGCAAAACCACAUAAUGGCAGAACGUAAUGUGCUCCUGAAGAAUGUGAAACAUCCUUUCCUUGUGGGGCUCCACUAUUCUUUCCAGACCAAGGAGAAACUCUACUUUGUACUGGAUUAUGUAAACGGAGGAGAGUUAUUCUUCCACCUACAAAGGGAGCGCUGUUUCCGUGAACCUCGAGCUCGCUUCUAUGCAGCAGAAAUGGCCAGUGCGGUUGGCUACCUUCACUCACUGAAUAUCAUAUACAGGGACUUGAAACCAGAAAAUAUUCUUUUGGAUUCUCAGGGUCACAUUGUUCUGACAGAUUUUGGACUUUGCAAAGAAGGAAUGGAGCCAGAAGAAACAACAUCUACUUUUUGUGGCACACCAGAAUAUUUGGCCCCAGAAGUACUUAAAAAGCAGCCUUAUGACCGAACUGUUGACUGGUGGUGCCUUGGAGCCGUGCUUUAUGAAAUGCUAUUUGGCUUGCCUCCAUUUUACAGCCGGGAUAUGUCACAGAUGUAUGAGAAUAUCCUGCACAAACCACUUCAGAUUCAAGGAACCAAGACGAUAGCAGCUUGUGAUAUCCUACAAGGACUUCUUCAUAAAGAUCAGAAGAAGAGGCUUGGAGCCAAGACCGAUUUUCUUGAAAUAAAAAACCAUAUGUUCUUCGCUCCAAUAAACUGGGAUGAUUUGUAUAAUAAGAAGAUCACUCCUCCAUUUGAUCCUAAUGUAGCUGGGCCAGCUGAUCUACGACAUUUUGACCCAGAAUUCACUCAGGAAACUGUUCCCAAUUCCCUCAUUCAAACUCCUGAUUUAGCUACCAGCAGUUCCAGUGCAACAAAUGCUUUCCUGGGUUUUUCUUAUGCACCAAAUGAUGACGAUUAAAGCAUCUCAUGUAAACAAGACUUGUGAAAUCCAGGUUUAGCUCAUUAUUUAAAUAAGAGGAAGACGUCAUAUGUCUAAUUUCUAACUGGAAAAGAACCAACUUUGCAACUUUGACAUACAGAGACUUACAAUGUGAAUGUUCCUCUUCCUGAACAUUGCCAAUCACGGUAAUUAAAAUAACUUUAUUUAUAGAGACAUGAACAAAUUUAUUGAUACAUCCUUUUACCAAAUGGAUGAGAGCCUAAAAGAAUGCAAGAUGCUUAAAAAAGAUUUAUUGUAUUCUAAAUAACUAAUUAUUUUGUAUUCACUUGUUUUAAGUUGGGGGCACUACGAAUUCAAACUAGUUGAAUUUUCUUGCAACAUUAUUCUAGAUUUUAUGGUUCAAGCAUUUUUGAUUGCAAUUUGCUUUUCAUUGUGUAUGCUCUUGAAUAACUCUUUUGAGUUAGUCAGAAUAGCUGUAACUACCUCUCCUUGACUCCAAUCCUCAUAGCUAGUCCUUCUACUGGUAUGAAAUUAGCAUGGCAUUUGUAUUCAUUCUUCUCAAAUCAUUUGACACCUCCAGGCUUUUUGUCAGGUUUCAGGUAUUUUUAGUUUUGAAUGCACUGCAACAAAAUGUAAUCGGUGGAAACAGCAAGCCAUCCCAUUAUACAGUCUACUGGAUUCCAAGUCUUAUUGUUUUAGCCUGGAAAUAUUCCAGUGAUCUCUGUUUAUAUAUAUAUUUUUAAUAAUCUUGCUUAGUUGUUUCUGUUUAUUUGAAAAUUAAACUCUGAUAAUAACUACCUCUUAACAGCACAGAUCCAAAAGAAGUCAAUGGAUUUAUUUUUAAGAACCAUAAAGAAAAACAAACUGCCUAAACAAAUCUGUUAAGCCCAAAAUUGUAUUAAUGAAUAUGUAAAAAUAAAGUCUCCAUGUAGAAUUUUAUGGACACAAUAUAUAAUUUUUUUGGCAACAAUAUGUAAAUUGUUUCAAACACAGGCAAAGUUGACCUUGUGAUUUUUAUGAAUAAAAAAGGGAAUGUUACAAUGUUGUUA